Molecule: messenger RNA, 1176 nt
Organism: Rotaria socialis
Lineage: Eukaryota; Metazoa; Rotifera; Eurotatoria; Philodinida; Philodinidae
Source: the annotation of a GenBank genome assembly
AUGGAUACCAACAAAUCACAUAAAGCUAGCAAAGUUAAUUGUUCCGGACAUAGCACCGAAAAAAAGCCCCCUACGGAUAGUAGCACAAGCCGUACCAAGCACAGAACCCACAAGGAAUCAGACGCAACCAAUAGUUCCAGUCAGUCAGGGCGCACUACUAAAAAUGCAUCAGUAGUACCCAAGGAAACCAUCGCAAAAGCUGCUACUGCUGCUACUACAGCUUCAUCAGCAGCCUCUCGAGUACCAUCAAGACGAACCGUGCAAAAUUACCUUGUAGUAUGGCUUGAUACCAAUAUUGACGAGAAAAAAGAACAUUUUCAAAAAUGCCUCACAGAGCUUCGAAAGAUUGCCGUUGCGUUAGAUCUGUUUACUGACGUCGACCAGUGUAUGGAAUAUCUAAAACGUAUCGAUGGUCAAAAAGUUUUUUUAAUUACAUCUGGAUCGCUUGGAAAAAAGACAGUACCACUUAUACACAAUAUGGAUCAACUUGAUACGAUCUUCGUUUUCUGUGUAAACAAAGAUCUAAACAAAGUAUGGGCGAAAGACUGGUCAAAAGUGAGAGGCGUUCAUCGCACAAUAAAGUCCAUAUGUAAGCGAUUAACAAAGGCUACACGAUCAUGCGAUCACGAUGCAAUACCAAUGAGCUUCGUGCCAAAGCGAAGCACGCCAGAUACAGCAUCGAAAGAACAAAAUCUUGAUCAGCUACCGCCAACUUACAUGUAUUCAGUAAUUUUCAAGGAUAUCAUAUUGGAAAUUGAUGAUGAUGACAAAAAAUCAAUGAACACUUUCGUAAACUUUUGUCAACAACAAAAAGUUUCUGAAACAGAAAUAAAUGACUUAAAACGUAAAUACCAUCAUAAAUCACCGGUCUGGUGGUAUACGAAACCAAUGUUUCUGUAUGGUAUGCUUAAUCGUGCCUUACGUAUGCUCGACAUGGAGGGAAUGACAAAAUUAGGUUUUUUUAUUCGAAGUCUUCAUCUUCAACUGGAACAAUUGCACCAGGAACAAUCAGUGAACUUCCAAACAGCUUUUAACGUUUAUCGUGGUCAGGGAAUGAGCAAAGAAGAUUUUCAGAAUCUAAGUGAUUCAAAAGGUGGACUCCUUUCGUUCAACAACUUUUUAUCAACUAUUAAAACAUCAUUCACAUAUUUCGUUUCUUUUUUCGACAGUGUUUGA